Molecule: messenger RNA, 4257 nt
Organism: Conger conger (European conger)
Lineage: Eukaryota; Metazoa; Chordata; Actinopteri; Anguilliformes; Congridae
Gene: rabgef1
Product: RAB guanine nucleotide exchange factor (GEF) 1
Exons: 10
Coding region: 177-1778 (533 amino acids)
Biological process (GO): vesicle-mediated transport
Cellular component (GO): cytosol; endocytic vesicle
Molecular function (GO): DNA binding; small GTPase binding; guanyl-nucleotide exchange factor activity
Source: RefSeq, a predicted model, not a curated record
GGGAAAGGCAAGUUGGUCUGUUUUGCAAAGUACCGAGCCAGUGUUGCCAAUGCAGAGGAGGUGAAACCAAGCUGUCCGAAGCGAUCGAGGAUCACUUCCAACUUAUAAAGGUUUGACCGUUCCUCACCGGACGCCGUCGCUCACUUCUUGCUCUGUGGUGUCCCGCCGGCUGAGAGAUGAGCCAGAAGUCGGAGCGCAGGGGGAUCCACGUGGACCAGUCGGAGCUGCUGUGCAAGAAGGGCUGCGGGUACUAUGGCAAUGCGGCCUGGCAGGGCCUCUGCUCCAAGUGCUGGAGGGAGGAGUACCAGCGCGCCCGGCAGAAGCAGAUCCAGGAGGACUGGGCCCUGGCAGAGAAGUUGCAGAGGGAGGAGGAGGCGGCCUAUGCCAGCAUCCAGGGGGCCCAGUCGCAGCCUUCUCUCACACCCUUCUCCAAAUUCGAGGAGAAGAAGACCAAUGAGAAGACGCGCAAAGUGACCACAGUGAAGAAGUUCUUCAGUCCGUCAUCGCGCACUGCACCCAAGAAAGCCCCCUGUGAGAAAGUUGAGAAGGUGUCGGGUGAGAGGGAGCGCCAUGGAGAGGCUCUGCUCAGGGACCUGAAGGGCAUGUUUACUCAGCCCUGGGAGAUGAUGUCACCCGCGGAAGAAUCCCACGAGGGGAAGGCCCCCAGCCCCUCCAUCACCCGCCAGUCCAGUAUCGAGACGGACCGGGUGUCCCGCGACUUCGUCGACUUCCUGAAGAACCUGCAGAAGCCAGGCCGGGAGAUCCACAAGCAGUGCCGGGCCUUCAUCGAGAACAUGGCCAACAAGAAGGACCUGGGGGCUGACGAGCUGUCCGAAUGUGUGCAGGACUUCUACCAGAACAUGUCCGACCGGCUGAUGACCCACUUUAAAGGGUCCACAGAGCGCGUGGAGCGGGUGAUGGACCAGGUCGAAAAGUACAUAAUGACCCGCCUGUACAAGAACGUCUUCUGCCCCGAAACCACCGACGACGAGAAGAAGGACCUGGCCACCCAGCACAGGAUAAGGGCUCUACACUGGGUCACUAUUCAGAUGCUGUGUGUCCCUGUCGACGAGGAGAUCCCUGAGGUGUCGGACAAUGUGGUAAAAGCCAUCACAGAUGUCAUCGAGAUGGACUCCAAGCGUGUGCCCCGGGACAAGCUGGCCUGCAUCACCCGCUGCAGCAAGCACAUCUUCAAUGCCAUCAAGAUCACCAAGAAUGAGCCCGCGUCGGCCGACGACUUCCUGCCCACCCUCAUCUACAUCGUCCUGAAGGCCAACCCGCCGCGGCUGCAGUCCAACAUCCAGUACAUCACCCGCUUCUGCAACCCCAGCCGCCUCAUGACCGGGGAGGAUGGCUACUACUUCACCAACCUGUGCUGUGCGGUGGCCUUCAUCGAGAAGCUGGAUGCCCAGUCGCUGAACCUGAGCGCCGAGGACUUUGAGCGCUACAUGUCGGGCCAGGCGUCCCCCAGGAAGCAGGAGCCUGAGGUGUGGCCCCAGGAGGACGCCGGCGCGGGCAGGAGCCCGGGCCUGACCCAGGUGUACCAGAGCCUGGACCUGCUGACGGGCCUGGGGGCGCGGCAGGACCGGGUGCUGGAGGGGGCGCGGAGUCUGGAGAGCGACCUGAUCAGCUGGCAGGAGAGCGUGGAGCGGGAGGUGCAAGAGAUCCUGGAGAAGUACCCUCUGGAGAUCCGCACCCCCGCCUCCGCCAUCGACUCCGACAACGUGGAGAACGACCGGCUGCCCCCGCCGCUACAGCCCCAGGUGUUCGCUGGCUGACCUGCCCCCGCCCCCCCUCGACCAGUACCCCCCACCACCUCCCCCAGCUCCCCUCUGUCCUGUCCUGUUUUACCCCGGCAUGCACGCACCACUCCGACCAACGCUGGGCAGUGUGCUUCAGACCACUACACGGCCAUUUUGUCACUUCUACACAAACUGGUGGAGCCAGGGCAAGGCUUCUGUUACACUCCUCUGUUACCUCCUCUGUGGGGUAGCACCAGUGCAGCGUUGUUCCAAACCACCAACUGCCACAUUUUCUUUGUAAAUUUGGAGUCAUGUUUUGGAAAUGUUGGGAGACAUCUGAAAUGCUGCUACUCCCUGCCCCUGUGUGUGUUCUCUGAGACAGAGCAGAAAUCCCUGAGCUGGAGAUUUGUUAAUUUUCUGGCCGCUUCCCUGCUUGUGUGAACCCUGUCCCUGGUCACGACCGGACACCAGCAGGGCCCAUUGCCAUUACCCCCACCCCCCCUUCCUGGGGCUAAGUACUGUAUGCUGGUCUGCUGUGAGUCGAGGAGCCUUAGAACCAAAGUUCUUAAUCUUUCAUCUGAUGUAAUUUCACUGUUCCCCUGCCUAGCAUUAAUUUCAUAGCAGAGGGCAAUUUGACACCACUAAACACUCACCUUAACAUCAGCCAUAUCAUUUUUCCUUUGUUUUCGUUUUUUUGGAUCAGGAUUUCACUUCUAAUUAGUCAAUGGAAGCAUACUUUCUACUAUGUUGUUUUUUAAUUUCACUGGUAACAUGAGCUCUUGAGGGAAAAUAUGGUGUUGAUUUUUUAAAGUAGAUGUUUAUCAUUAUUUACCCCGUAAAAUAGUGAUCAUAUGUAUCAUUUCAAAUGAAUCAGAAAUUUUGAUGAUUCGUUUUUUGUUCUUACCAGUGACACCGUAAUGCUCAGAAUUUAUCAGGGAAUUGCACAUAAUCUGUGUUUCCCUUUCCCAGUUCUACAGGCCUCCACUAUCUGCUUUAUUUCCAUCAGUCGCUAAAUUACGGUGUAACUGCAAAGCCACCCGUUAACUUCCCGCUUAAGGUCUGUCAGUUCAUUAAGAGUGCAGAAAGCUUAUACAGUUGAUACUGGGUCUUUAGUGGUGUACAGGUAUUGUAUACAAAAUUAUCUUGGUAGAUGACAAUGUAGACAAAUCAUAAGAUUUUUAGACUGCUUCAAGAUGAUGUGUUUUCAUUAAUGAAAUUUAUACUAUGACAAAAAUGUCAUAUUUUAUCUCCUUUAAUUUCAGCCGAAAGAAAAAAUAGAACUAACUAUUGAAAGACUGAACCUCAAACCCUUGAGGAGAACACAUUUCAGGGUACUCUCCACCACAGGUGUAUUUGAUUUUAGGUUUCUAGUAUUUUCUUACUUCUGUGUUAAUGUCCAGGCAUCAAGGCUGAUGAUGGUAAAUUUUUUUAAUUGUAGAUUUUGGCUGAAAUUUGAGAUUUGUAAAUCAACCAUGUCUUUAAGACAAAGUUUUGUUACAGGUAAGUCUAUGCUAAUGCAGUUGUGUGCGCAGCCUUGCAUAUGCCUGAAUACAGUUUAUAAAUGCUGUGGAACCUGUUUGUCAAAGCGACAUUAAAGUGUGGUUAAUUGUGUAAGCCAACACUAAAAUCUAAGCACCCUCUCUGAAUCUAAUGCUAGAAGCCAACAGCUGUUGCAGACACGUAUAUGAACGACCUCUUAAUGCAAUAAUCAAACAAGAUGGAGGUUUGGUUUUGUGUCAAGCCUACCAGUCUGUGGCAAUCCAAACUGAUGGUGUAUCCUAGCCUGUUCUAUACAAAACUAUUGUACUAUUGAGAAGCUCUUCAAGAGGUGUUCUCUGCAGGCUUUUCAGGUACCUGGUCAACAAAGUUAGCAAUCGCCUUGGUUUCUCAAGGAAUAUGGCUUGCUGAACCCAUCUUAUCUCCCUGUGAGCAUUUCAUGAAGGCAAAGUCUAGUAUUUUUGUCCUAAAGCUAUGAAGUACAAGGGUUGGCUGAAUCCUUUGGGUCUAUCAGAUACGCUCUGCCAGGUCACUAACAUUGUUCUGUGUGUAAAAUUUGCUACUGUGUUGCUUGGAAUGUUGUAUUUUUCCCUGUUAAGAGGAACGCUAAUAUGUUCAUGGGAGUACUUCUUGUGUCCAGCCACUAGCUGGUGCAAAAGUUUAGUCUUUGCAGUCUUAAUGAAAUUUAAUUGUGCUGAUUAUCAUUUAGUAUGAGAGAAUGACGCAUUAUUGUGCCCAUACUCCCUCAUUGCCUAUGUAGACAAACACACACUCCUCAAAGUUUGAACUAUAUCUGGUACUCUAAUUUAGAUGUAGCCAGUCUACAUUUGUUGAUGAUGGGUCUCCUUUAAAGAUGUAAAACUGUAUGUAUAACCUCAUAGGUGUGACUUUUAAAUUGUAUGGCUUAACACGUCGCUAUUUAUUUUUUUAAAUGUAACUUAUGGGGUAUAGUGUUGUAUGACAGUGUCUGGACUGUGUUUAUUUAACUGCAUUUAAAUAAAACCUCCCCAAAACCUCA